Messenger RNA from Punica granatum (pomegranate), 1376 nucleotides. Lineage: Eukaryota; Viridiplantae; Streptophyta; Magnoliopsida; Myrtales; Lythraceae. The record is from RefSeq and is a predicted model, not a curated record.
GACCCGAAUUUUAGUAACCAACUCUUCCCGGUCUUUACUUCCACUGUCACAGUCAAUCCAAGCUCUCUUCCUCUCCCUGUCUCUCUCUCUCUGUCUCUCUCUCUCUCUCAUGUGGUCUUGAAGCGAGAUCGAAGCUUCCGAUCGAUCUCCAUUUUCCAUAUAUAGAAGCCCUCGCCGGUACUGAUCGGAGCCGACGGCUAUCGACCGGAGAAUCAUGUGAUCCGCCGCCACUUCUCCUCUCCCUCCGAAGACAAUCAAGAAGCUCACUGAUCGCCGACUUCAUUCUCGUGGUCUACCGUUUCCAUUUCAAGUGAAUCGAAUCGGUUUCUCGUCUCUCCAUUUCCGUUGUUCUCCUUGAAUUCGAUGGCCGGGGCCGGGAUCGGGAGUGGAGCUGCUUCGAAGUUCAUCAAGUGUGUGACGGUGGGAGAUGGGGCCGUCGGCAAGACUUGUAUGCUCAUCUGCUACACUAGCAACAAGUUCCCCACUGACUAUAUACCCACAGUGUUUGAUAACUUCAGUGCAAACGUGGUAGUUGAAGGCACCACUGUUAAUUUGGGCCUUUGGGACACAGCUGGGCAAGAAGAUUACAAUAGAUUAAGACCCUUGAGCUACAGGGGAGCAGAUGUCUUUGUUUUGGCUUUCUCAUUGGUCAGCCGUGCUAGUUAUGAGAAUGUACUAAAAAAGUGGAUCCCAGAACUUCAGCAUCACGCUCCUGGAGUCCCCAUUGUCCUUGUGGGGACGAAAUUAGAUCUUCGCGAGGACAAGCACUAUUUAGCUGAUCAUCCUGGAUUGGUACCAGUGACCACCUUACAGGGCGAGGAGCUGCGGAAACAGAUCGGUGCGGCAUAUUACAUAGAGUGUAGCUCAAAGACUCAGCAGAAUGUGAAAGCGGUCUUUGAUGCUGCAAUCAAGGUGGUAAUCAAGCCACCUCAGAGACAAAAGGAGAAGCAGAAGAAGAAGAAGCAGCGUCGAGGAUGUCUCUUAAAUGCCAUUUGCGGGAGGAGGCUCGUGUCUCAAAAGUGAGGAUCGUAACUUUCAUGAAUUGUGUUUUAGAAGAGAAUUAUGCUCUUAAGUAUUAGAGUGAAGCCCUCUAAACUGACUGCCUAUCAGGUCUCUGCCUUAAUGCUUACGCGCAAUCUCUCUUUGUUAUCUUGUCUCUAACGUACGUGUCUCUGUAUAUAGCAUCAAGUAGCUUUUUCUCUCUGAGAGGGUCGAUGCGGGUUGUCCAUCUUGUCGGGUUCAUGUGCUAUCUGUAAUUGUUGUCUGUAUUCGUUAGUGUGAUAAUUUCUUGUAUGAUUGUUUCUCCUACCCCUUUUUUUUCUGAUUGUUUCGGUAUUGAUUGUUUCGCUUCAAUAACUUAUAACUAGUUCACAUUA